UCGUAAAGCAGGAAGACAACCUGACCGAAACCCGUCUCGGUAUCAUGAAAAUACAGAUCAGAGAAACGCUGUAAUAGCACACAGAGUUCUCGAGGAGUUAGAUCGACAGGGGGACAGUAAACGCCUGUGCUAGUUCCCGGCUGCUUUUUUCCCCUUCGUAUCAGACCGAGCACAGCGAACGAAGUAGGUUUUAGCUCGCUAAGUUAGCCUGUUUGCUAACUUUAACGUCGGUCCGGGUCGAGAUUGUUUCACAGCUGUUCUGGUUGCGCAAAAGGGGUCUAGCGACUCUGCUCGGUUUUAACCCACAUUAACGUUUCACCAUGGGAUCCAGAGCGUCCACGUUACUCCGAGAAGAGGAGAUUGAAGAAAUUAAGAAGGAGACCGGCUUCUCCCACAGUCAGAUAACUCGCCUGUACAGCCGCUUCACCAGUUUGGAUAAAGGUGAAAAUGGCACCCUCAGCCGAGAAGAUUUCCAGAGGAUCCCAGAGCUGGCCAUUAAUCCUCUGGGGGACAGAAUUAUCAAUGCGUUCUUUCCUGAGGGAGAGGACCAGGUAAACUUCAGGGGCUUCAUGCGGACCUUGGCUCACUUCAGACCAAUUGAAGACAAUGAGAAGAACAAGAACCCCACUGCCUCUGAGCCACUCAACAGCAGGACAAACAAACUGCUCUUUGCUUUCCGUCUGUACGACCUGGACAGAGAUGACAAAAUCUCUCGGGAUGAGCUGCUGCAGGUUUUAAGGAUGAUGGUUGGUGUAAACAUUUCGGAUGAACAGCUUGGCAGCAUUGCUGAUAGGACCAUCCAGGAGGCUGACACGAACGGAGAUAACUCCAUUUCCUUCAAUGAAUUCAUCAAGGUCUUGGAGAAGGUGGACGUGGAACAGAAAAUGAGCAUCCGGUUCCUGCACUAAGCUUCUUUUGUUUUUUGUUUUUUUUUUAUUUUGAGUGGAGCUUUCAACAUGUCAGUUGAUGUCAAGACACAACCUCAUCCAGCUUCUCAGCAGGCUGCUGUGGCCCACACUAUGAGUACACACUGUCAGACCAAGCAUUAGGUAGAUAAUGUCAUAGAUCUUUCGUUUCUGCCUUUGCACUGCUCUGUAAACAAAGGGAAAAGCUGCGUGCCUUGGGUUGUUUUAUGCAAUGUCACUAUGUUUUUUUUUUUUUUCCAAGUAAUGGAACAUUAUUUAUUAGAAAACUUGUAGAGAGUCACAGUUUAGUACCACUGCUGUUCCACUUUUCACAUCAAUAUGAUUUAUAGCAUAGUAUGAUAAAGAUUUUUGCUAUUGCAGUGAGUAAGUUUACUCAUACUGUUCCAUGGAUAUUUAGCACAUGCUGCGUCUUUGUCCGUACAAAUAUGCAAUAGUUCAAACAGAAACUCUUAAGAUGUGUGAUUCCACUUCAGAAAAGACUGUUUUUAAUGCUAAUGUGAUCUUAUCACUCCUUUUCUUUGACUUGUGGCAGUGCAAGUCAGACCAGCCAGCUCUGGUUUUGUCCCUUGAAGCAAAGCAGGACCUGCUCCACAGAUUUUUGUGUUUGACUCACUGAAGUGCCAUGGCUUUGGUUCUCCUUUGUAAGUUAUUAUCUCAACAGUAAACAGGAACCAGUGGUCAUGUUUGUGUGUUUUGUUUUUCACAAGGGUUAACUCCGCUACUUCCAAUAGAUUGUAAAUACCUGUUUCAAUUGUUCCACUAAAACCAAAGCAAGACUGACCUUCCUUCAGAGCCAGUAACCACCUGGGGCCUGUUGAAGCCACUGCUGAGUCAUUGUGUUCGCAAUGUUGUAUUUAAAGAACUUCUUAUUCAUUUACAAGUAAAAUUGUGCUGGUAAGAAUGAAAAUUUCACACAAAAUGCUGCCAUCUCUUUGCCUCGUAUGUAAGUCUUCGCUUGCACCUGUUGUGACAGGUAAAGAUAGUACAUUUGCAAAUCGUAUAAAUUAUUUAACUGCCACCAUAGCAUGCUUUCUAAAGGUUUUCUCCCUAAUUGAAACUAAUAAAGCCCUGACUAACAGUGUCAGGCCCUGUGGUGGAAAUUGGGCUGUGGAGCAGUGAGUUUGUAGACUUAGAACAGAUAAACCCAUGAUAAAGUGCUACGCUUCUGUUUAUGAUUCUCCCUGUGGCUACGAAAAAAGAUGUUUGUUGAUUUAUGUGCUGCUCAGCAUUUGUUGUGCAAUUUCUUUUGCCAUUGAGUAGUUCCAUAUGCUAAAGAGAAUCAAAUGCAUUGAUAUACGUGUAUUUUCUGUUCAGGCUAGUGUACAUGAAUUGGAGAGCAAAUGUCUGACCCUUUAAUCUUGAAUGUGAGUUUGUCCAAUUAUUACAAAAACACCCUCCAGCUGCUCAGUGCAGGAAAUACAGCUCAACCAUUUUAUCAAUCAUGUGAUUAUCAAUCAGACACGAUUCACGUUAUGUGAUGUUGGUAUAGGUAUUAUCAAAGUGAUUCAUGAAUUUGAUUUGAAUAAAAUAAGUGCCAUGC
Messenger RNA from Toxotes jaculatrix (banded archerfish), 2466 nucleotides. RefSeq names its product calcineurin-like EF-hand protein 1 (gene chp1). The record is from RefSeq and is a predicted model, not a curated record. The transcript is spliced from 7 exons. NCBI's taxonomy places the organism in Eukaryota, Metazoa, Chordata, Actinopteri, Toxotidae. The coding region runs from base 321 to 908 and encodes 195 amino acids. Gene Ontology annotation, molecular function: calcium ion binding.